AUGUGCGGCGGGCUCUGCCAAGGAUGGGGCUGCUGCGAGGCGCGGGGCGUGGCGCAGCCGCAGGAUGGGAGCGGCGAGGCGCGAGGCGAGGGCGAGGGCGAGGGCGAGUUGAGCUCGGAUGGCGACUCGGACGGGGGGGAGGAGGGCGUGGACUGGCUUGCGGGAGACCCUGCGUGGGGCUCGGCGGCUCUGGAGGACGAGUGGCGCGCCGCGUCUCUCGCGAGGCAGGCGGUAGGCGACGCGGCGUACGCCGCGGCGCAUGCUGCUGGCGCUUCGCGGGCUGAGGCGUGCGACGCCGCCGUGAGGGCGGUGAGGGUGGACGAGGUUGAGGCUCAGUCCUCGUUCCUCGGGGAGGAGCGGCCGGAGGAGUACGCCGGCCUCUUUGACGACCCGUAA
Molecule: messenger RNA, 396 nt
Organism: Emiliania huxleyi CCMP1516
Lineage: Eukaryota; Haptophyta; Isochrysidales; Noelaerhabdaceae
Exons: 2
Coding region: 1-396 (131 amino acids)
Source: RefSeq, a predicted model, not a curated record